AUGUAUCCUAACAAAGCAGACAAUCACCAAGUACCUGAAACACCACCAACAACAACAAUAUCAACAAAUAUUAUUAAGCACUUGGAAAAUGAAUUACUGGAUAUUAGCGAAGAUGAAUUAAUUGAAAUUUUAAAACCAAAGUUCGAUAAACGUGAACCAACAUCAUAUUCACCAGAUGAUGAACCACAUGCACUAACAAUUGAAACAACACAAGAAGAAAUGAAUGAAUUCAACUUAAAUGAAUAA
Messenger RNA from Rotaria sp. Silwood2, 246 nucleotides. Lineage: Eukaryota; Metazoa; Rotifera; Eurotatoria; Philodinida; Philodinidae. The record is from the annotation of a GenBank genome assembly.